GUAAAAUUAGUCAGUUAUUUUGUAUUAAGCUAAAGUAAAAUUGAGCAUAAUAACCGUAUUACGUACUAGAAAGUAAAACAUGUCCUCAGUAUAUUAAAUAAAAAAACUACUUAGUAAGAGUAUCACAGAAAAGUUCAACUAUGAAAGCAUUAAUACAGCGCGUUAUGAAGGCUAAAGUUACCGUUAACGGUGAAGUCGUCAGUAAUAUAGAGCAAGGGUUAUGUGUUCUAAUAGGAAUUUCAAAGAAUGAUAACUUGAUGGAUAUGGAAUACAUUGUCCGUAAGAUACUCAGUGCAAGGUUAUUUAAUGAUGACAGUGACAAACGAUGGAGCAAGAGUGUGGUGGACAAGGAUUACGAAGUGCUAUGUGUUAGCCAAUUCACCUUGUACAAUACUUGGAAGGGUAACAAGCCAGACUUUCAUAAUGCAAUGCCAGCUGAUGAGUCCAAAAAAAUUUAUGAACAGUUUUUAGAACUGUUAAAAAAAAGUUACAAGCCGGAGAAAAUUAAAGACGGAGUAUUUGGGGCGUAUAUGCAAGUAUCCAUAGAAAACGAUGGCCCCGUCACAGUGAGUAUAGAGUCGCCGGUCAGGGACGAGAAAACGCUCGCCAAGGAAAAUUCUAGAAACCCGCAGAGGGUAAAAAUGAAUAUAAAUUGUGACGGAGAUCUACAUUCUUAGUGAUGAUAUGACGUUGCAGUCAAGAUGGUCCCAAGUGAGAUUUAUGCUGGAUGUAGAGAGGCAGAGAACUCCAACAUACGCUUUAUUUUAUCAAAUUUAUUUUAUAUACAUUGUAAUUUGGUCGUAACUGGCGUAUGUAAAUAUUACACCAUACCUUAUACAAUAAAACAAAGUCCCCC
Molecule: messenger RNA, 856 nt
Organism: Cydia pomonella (codling moth)
Lineage: Eukaryota; Metazoa; Arthropoda; Insecta; Lepidoptera; Tortricidae
Gene: Dtd
Product: D-aminoacyl-tRNA deacylase
Exons: 6
Coding region: 141-677 (178 amino acids)
Biological process (GO): tRNA metabolic process
Cellular component (GO): cytoplasm
Molecular function (GO): D-tyrosyl-tRNA(Tyr) deacylase activity
Source: RefSeq, a predicted model, not a curated record